Molecule: messenger RNA, 1622 nt
Organism: Exaiptasia diaphana
Lineage: Eukaryota; Metazoa; Cnidaria; Anthozoa; Actiniaria; Aiptasiidae
Exons: 3
Coding region: 1-1428 (475 amino acids)
Biological process (GO): DNA recombination; DNA integration
Molecular function (GO): DNA binding
Source: RefSeq, a predicted model, not a curated record
AUGGCGGCAAAACUAAAGAUCGAACGAAGAAUCCAGCAGAAGGACCAGAAAAAGCAGAUACAUCACGAUAAAGAACACUUGUGGCGACUGGAGAUAAAAAGGGAAAACCAUUUGAAGCCAGAAGAUGAUGAGGAUGUACGUCCACUGUUUCACUGCUAUAGUAUGUUUGGGAUAAAGACCGCAUUGGUUGUUCUUGUCUUGGUGUGUGUGGUAGUGUUGGACCAGGUCUACACCUAUCCUAUCAAAAAUUCAGAAAAAGCUCCAGACACGGCCAAAGAUUCAGAAAAUCUGAAAAAAGGAUCGGAGCUGGACGCUGGAACAAAGAAAAAGGUUUUAAGACCUCUCUUGAAGCGAUGUCUUACGAAGAACUCGCGCGAUAAAAAGCUUGGCCAAUUUUACGUUGAAGCGAGAAAUAAAAAUGGCGAAUCCUAUAGUCGCGCAUCACUUCUUUCCUUGAGAAAUGGCAUCGAGAGAUACCUCACCAGCCCUCCACAUAGCCGGCCAAUAAAACUAAAUAAAGAUCCUCGCUUCGUGCUUUCAAAUAAAGUUCUAGAUGCCAGCAUUAAACAACUUAAAAAAGAUGGGAAAGAAAACACAACACACAAGCCCCCUAUCGAGCAGCAAGACAUGGAAAAGCUUAAAAACAGCAAUGUGYUCCUACCUUCCAAUCCUCAGUCACUUCUAAACAACGUCUGGUUUCAUGUCUCCCUUUAUUGGUGCAGACGAGGAAGAGAAGGGCAGCGAAGCUUGACAACCAKCAGCUUCACGUUUGAAAAAGACGGCGACGAGAAAGAGUACGUUACGAUGACACAUGAUGAGAGUACAAAAAAUCACCCCGGAGGUCUCAAUGAUGUACAAAGUUUUGAGAAGUAUGGAAGGAUGUACAAGACAGAARCACCAACAGACGGAUAUUCUUCAUUGCAGUUUUACUUGUCAAAAGUCAACCCAGCUUGCACAGCUCUAUUUCAGUAUCCAAAGCGAAAUUGGCGUCCCACUGAYAGCGWAUGGUAUGAAAACCGUCCCCUCGGUGCCAACAAGCUUUCAAAGAUGAUGUCUACCAUAAGUGAGGGAGCACGUUUGUCCAAAAUUUAUACCAACCAUUCAGUCCGAGCAACUGCAAUAACCUUAUGGUCAAGAGCCGGUCUACCAGAUCGUGAGAUAAUGGCGAUUUCUGGUCAUCGCUCUGAAUCUUCUUUGAAAAGCUACCACAGUCGCCCUUCCUCCCUUCAGCUAAGAGAAUGCAGUGAUGUUUUGUCAUCAGCUAUUGGCGAAAGAAUCAACACUACUCUUCAGUCGAGAAAUCCGUGUACAAGCACAGUUAGGUGGAAAAAUUCUCGCCAAGAAUCCAUCGAAGAAGAGCGUAGUGGCAUGUUUGCUGGCUGCACAUUUCACGGCAAUAUGCAGAUUAAUCAUUAUUACAGCCGUUAACUUUUGACUCUUGACUAUUUUUCUCAUUUUGCUGAUAAAUUCUCGAUAUUUUUUACGAGAAAAAGUUCGAAAACAAUCCAUUUUCAGAUCAUUGCAAGCAAUUAAUUGAUCAUAAUUUGUACAGUUGAUCGAAGUUUGUAAAUUUCAAACAAGCGAUUUGAUUGGUUGACUCAUGAUUGUAAUGAGAAUUAAAA